AUGUCGAACUCCAGAGGCGCACAGUCCCCUCAAAAGCGCCUCCUCAAAGAGCUCCAGGAGUACCACUCGGACCCGAACGAUGCCUUGCUCGAGCUUGGUCCUAUCAGCGACAAUGAGCUCAUGGAGUGGAGGGCGGUGAUGAGGGGUGUCGAGGGGACGGCCUACGAAGGCGGCCUUUGGGCCCUCCACAUCACCCUCCCCCCAACUUAUCCCCUCCACCCGCCAACAAUCCGCUUCACGACGCCCAUCUGCCACCCCAACAUUCACUUCCAGACCGGCGAGAUCUGCCUCGACCUGCUCAAGACGUCCUGGUCGCCCGCCUAUACCAUCUCCUCGACGCUCACCAGCGUGCACCAGCUGCUCACGUCUGCAGAGCCGGAUAGUCCGCUGAACAUCGAUAUCGCGCAGUUGUUCCGGCAGGGGGAUAUGGUUGGAGCGGAGGGGCUGAUUAGGUUCUAUGUUGAGAGUGAGCGGUGGAGGGGAUGGUGA
This is a messenger RNA of Coniosporium apollinis CBS 100218, 489 nucleotides long. RefSeq lists its product as uncharacterized. Bases 1 to 489 code for a protein of 162 amino acids. NCBI's taxonomy places the organism in Eukaryota, Fungi, Ascomycota, Dothideomycetes. The transcript has 2 exons. The record is from RefSeq and is a predicted model, not a curated record.